AUGAUCGGAGAAUCUACCAGCAAGAAUCCAAGAAUCAGCCACAUGUCCAUUUCCAACGGAGAUAUCUGCAGCGACUUCGGAAGCAGCCCCGUUUACACCGUCCAAGUCCCUCCAACGCCGGAUAACAAUCCGGGUCCGCUUCAUAUCGGUCUCCAAGACAUGGACUCCAGUUCUUCUUACAAAGACGAAGACCUGGAUCAAACCGAACUGAGAAACAGUAAAGAAGAGGAUGCCUUGCUCUACAAGAUAUCUCAGCCCUUAACCCGUGUCGUCAAAAUCUCUCCGAUCAUCAUCGCUCUGUAUCGGAUUUUAAUAUUUGUCCGAAUCGUAGCUCUCUGUCUGUUUCUCUUUUGGAGAGCCAGAAACCCAAAUGAGAAAGCAAUCUGGUUAUGGGGUCUCUCUGUGAUAUGCGAAAUAUGGUUUGCUUUCUCUUGGUUAAUCGACCAAAUCCCUAGGCUUUAUCCGGUUAACCACGCAACCGAUACCGAAGCCUUGAAGGCGAGAUUCGAAACACAAAACCGGAAUAACCCAACCGGGAAAUCAGAUCUUCCUGGAAUCGAUGUGUUUGUUUCAACUGCUGAUGCAGAGAAGGAGCCUCCAUUGGUUACAGCCAACACAAUCCUUUCGAUAUUAUCUGUUGAUUAUCCUGUUGAGAAGCUUUCUUGCUACCUCUCCGAUGAUGGGGGGUCGCUUCUAACUUUUGAAGCAAUGGCUGAAGCAGCUAGCUUUGCGAAAAUAUGGGUACCUUUUUGCAGGAAACAUAAGAUCGAGCCGAGGAAUCCGGAAAGUUACUUUGGUUUGAAGAAAGAUCCUUACAAGGGUAAGGUGAGGCAUGAUUUUGUUAGAGAGCGAAGGUAUGUGAAACGUGGUUACGAAGAGUUUAAGGUUCGGGUUAACGCCUUGUCUCAUUCGAUUAGAAGGAGAUCAGAUGCAUUUAAUAGCAAAGAAGAGAUCAAAGCUUUGGAGAAAUGGAAGAACUGGAAAGUGAAAGUUGAGGAGGACCAAGUCAAGGAACCAAGGCCUGCUAUAGUAGCUCCUAAAGCUACUUGGAUGAGUGACGGCACGCAUUGGCCUGGUACUUGGACUGUUCCUUGUCAAAACCAUUCGAGAGGUGACCAUGCUAGUAUUAUACAGGUGUUGCUUGAUCCUCCUGAAGAUGAACCGGUUGAUGAGAUAGGUGGGGAGGGGCGUGCGCUGGAUUUUGAAGGAGUAGACAUUCGUUUACCAAUGUUUGUUUACGUUAGCCGCGAGAAACGGCCUGGUUAUGAACAUAACAAGAAGGCAGGAGCUAUGAACGCUUUGGUCCGAGCCUCAGCUAUAAUGUCUAAUGGACCGUUCAUCUUGAACUUAGACUGUGACCACUACGUCUACAACUCCAUAGCCUUUAGAGAUGGGAUCUGUUUCAUGAUGGACCAAGAUGGCGACCGCGUUUGCUAUGUUCAGUUUCCACAGAGGUUCGAAGGUAUAGAUCCCUCCGACCGCUAUGCUAACAAAAACACUGUCUUCUUCGACAUUAACCUGCGGGCUCUCGAUGGGAUUCAAGGUCCGAUGUAUGUCGGGACAGGAUGUUUGUUCCGAAGAACUGCUCUUUACGGUUUCGACCCGCCUCUGGCUCCUGUCGAAACAGAACCGUCUGGUAGCUGCUGUUUCCCGCAGCAAAAGAAACGCAAACCUGCAACCCUCGAAUAUGCUAGUGGAAUCGGUAAAGGUUGCAGAGUUCCAAGGUAA
Eruca vesicaria subsp. sativa (arugula) is the source of this 1728-nucleotide messenger RNA. NCBI's taxonomy places the organism in Eukaryota, Viridiplantae, Streptophyta, Magnoliopsida, Brassicales, Brassicaceae. The record is from the annotation of a GenBank genome assembly.